Tachysurus vachellii is the source of this 914-nucleotide messenger RNA. It is a transcript of the gene pfn1, whose product is annotated as profilin 1. The record is from RefSeq and is a predicted model, not a curated record. Gene Ontology annotation, molecular function: actin binding. The coding region runs from base 185 to 610 and encodes 141 amino acids. NCBI's taxonomy places the organism in Eukaryota, Metazoa, Chordata, Actinopteri, Siluriformes, Bagridae. Gene Ontology annotation, biological process: regulation of actin filament polymerization; positive regulation of actin filament bundle assembly; actin cytoskeleton organization. The transcript is spliced from 4 exons. Gene Ontology annotation, cellular component: cytoplasm.
CUCUCUCUCUCACACACACACACCCCUCUCUGUGCGGAAGUGAACCCGCGAUGCAGGGAAGGGCGCGUGCAGUAUAAAACUCUCGGCAACUUCCUCGUCUUCACUUUUGCAUCGCAGAAGCUUUGCUUAAAGUCACUAUAGGAGGAUCCGAGCACCAGGUCCAAAAACUAAAGCAGAGUGAAAGAUGAGUUGGGACAGUUACAUCCAGAGUCUGACCAAGAACGAGUGGCUGGACGACGCAGUCAUCAUCGGGCACACACCAGGACAGGAGAGUGUGUGGGCGUCAUCACCGGGCGGCUGGCUGUGUGGGGUCACGGCAGCAGAGGUGAAGGCGCUCAUAGCGAGUGAUCGCAGUAGUUUAUUUUCUAAUGGAGUGACUUUAGCAGGCAGGAAGUGCACAGUGCUGAGAGACGCCCUUAAUGUGGAUGGACAGAACACCAUGGACCUGAAAAUGAAGACCUCAGAAAAAGACCCUGAUCCUUUUCCCUUCACUAUUGGCAAAACAAUUAAAGCUUUGGUCAUAGCUAAAGGAGUGAAAGAUGCUCAUGGUGGAAAGGUGAACCCUCCUGUCUUUGAUAUGACUGCUUAUCUCCGAAAGAUGAGCCUCUGAACCUCCACCCUAUCUCUCUCACACACACACACACACACACACACACACACACACACACACACACCCUUCCAGCAUAUUCAGCUCAGUGAAUCUGGACAGCAUGCUGUAGUGAUGGAUGGAUUCAUCCCCAGUCAAUUUGAUUGGUUGAUUAAUGGUACUCAUUGAUAAAUGGGCGGAGCUUAAUCUCAGGCAUCUGUUUAUUAGAUUUAUUUUUUUUAUUGGUUUAUUAUUUUAAUGCUUAACCGAACAAAUGUUCAAAUGUUAGCCCAAUAAAAAUAACAUAGUAAAGUUUAUUCUGAGAUCA